AUGGCCCCCGGCAAGAAGAAGAGCCCGAAGAGGGAGGGUCAAAAGGAUGCUGGAUCGGGCGGCGGCAGUGAGCAGGGGCAGACCCGCGAGGCCCAGCAGCAGCGCGCCCAGCUGAUCAAAGCCUACCUCCAGCACCGGCUGCAGCAGGGCGAGGCGGCAGCGGCGGCACAACGCGAUGGCGCCGCCGCCCGGGAGUCAGCUGCCGGCAGCGAGCAGGCCGCGCUGGAGCGCCUGGCCCCGGAGUGCCGCCUGUCGGUGCUGGACCUGCGGGGCGCGAUCAAGAGGGCUGCCAUGAACAAGCACCUCAGCAAAGACAAGGAGAAGCUUCUGCUGGAAAUUGCCUCCAAGCUGGAGCAGCAUGGGCCUGUGGCCUACCAGACCGCCGCAUCGGCCCUGCGGACCCGCAGGCACGGCGAGCGCGGGCUGGCCGGAGUGGCAGAUGCACAGGUGUUUGAUGCCCGCAUCGAGGAGGAAGAGCUGCGAGACAAGGCGGGGCAGUUGGCGCGGAUAAAGGCGUACCUCAGCCGGCCGGGUCCUGCACGCAGUGUGGCCGAGGCAGCCCACGAGAUUGGUCUGGAGCUUGGGAGCCCGAAUUUUGGCUUGUGGAUGGGGCACAGCUUUCUGCGCCACCCUCUGCCGCACAUCUCCAGCCUGCUGCCCUUCUCGAUGGCGGGCGCCGACGUCAUGGUGAUACCGGAGGUGCCGCUGACUCGCCUGGCCGCCCGCCUGCACCGCCGGCUGCUCAGCCUGCGCCGCAAGGCCGCCGUGCUGAGCUGCGGCAGCCCUGAGGCGGCGGCGGCGGCGGCGGCGGCGGCGGCGGCGGCGGCGGCGCAGGAGGAGGGGUUCGGGGGCGGCGAAGAGGAGGGCCUGGCUGAACUGCUGGAGUGUCCUUGGAAGGAGCUUGAGAGCAUGGCGGGCUUGCUGCAGGACAGCUGCCGGCUUGCAGGCAAGAAGCCUGCCGCGCCGGAGUGGCCAGGGCGGGGCUGGGGCGCAGACACCAUCACUUCUACGGUGGCCAAGGGCGCGGCGACCGAGCGGCUGCUGGCGAACAGAAUCCAAGCGCAGGAGCCCCAGGCACGCCGGGGCUGCCGCCUCCCCGCGGAGCAGGCGUUGGCUGCCGCGCUGCGUGGCCACAUGCUUAUGCUGCUGCAGCAGUGCGCGGCCGCCCGCGGCCUGGCCGGAAGCUGCGAGGAGCUGCAGGCGGCGGUGCGGCCGCUGCAGCUGGUCAUGGGCAGCCCGACGUCCACGUCCAGAGACCUGGCGGGGGUGGCGUGUGUGCUGGCGUCGGCGGCGCCGACGGCGGUGGAUGGGCUGAUGACGACGCUGCUGUCACUGGGGGAGCCCCGGGGGGGCACGUUUUGGCGCCAGAUGCUGCUGCUGCUGCGCCUGCUGGAUCUGGAGCCGCCACCGCAGGCGCCUGGGGCAGGGCAGGCGGGCGAGGAGGGGCAGGAGGAGGAGGAGUUUGAUGACGAUGAGGAGGAGGAGGCGGCAGCGGCAACUGAUGCUGUGGAGGAGGAGGGGCAGCUUCCGUCGGCGGCCGUGCUGCAGGCGGCGGCGCGGCGCCUGGCGUUCAGGCGGCGGCGCCAGCUGGCGGCUCGCAUCCUGCUGGCGCUGCACCGCAUGCAGGCCCGCCAGCGCCUGUUUGAGGCGUUUGUGAUGCCGCUGCUGGAGUGCAUCGACAAGCAUGCGCAGCUGGGGGUCGGCAGCUCCGCGGCGGAGCACCGCGGCCUGACGGGUACCAUGCUGCUGCGCCAGCUCACUCUGCUGCCCUCGGACUGCCUGCUGGCUGCAUACACGUAUGUUGCGGCGGGGUUUGGGGAGGCCUUCCGCACGCCAGAAGACCUGGGAGGGCCGUCGCCGCUGUUUGCCGACGAGCACGUGAUGCGCGCAGAGCUAGGCAAGGCGGACUUUGGGCAAGCGGCGGCCAUCUCUCUGGGCGGCCUGUCCUGGCACCCGCCCGCGCCUGCUGGCGGCCCAGGCCACGCGAUGAUCGGGGUCAGCCCCUUUGCCGUGCAGCUGGCGCUCCACCAGCUGCCAACGGCGGCAGGCGAGGCGUCGCCGCCGCCGCACACCGAGCCGGGCUGGUGCCCGCCCUGCGCCGCCGCCGGGAGGGCCGGCGCCACGCCGGCCACCGCCUCUCCCGAGGACUGCCUGGGCGGCCUGGCUGGGCUGGCGGCUGGUGCCCUGCGCAUGCCUGUCGGCACCGUGCCGGGGGGCAGCGAUGGAGCAGUCAUGCUGUGCCUGCAGCUCUUCAGAAAUGAGUCGGUGCUGACCCUGGGUGCCAGCGCGCAGCUGGGCCGGCUGGGGACCAGGACAGACCAGGCGCUGGAAUUGAUUGAGCAGCUGUCAUAUGUUGACGAGUCGAUUCAUCGCUUGAGAGCGGCGCUGCACCAUGUGUGGAAUGAAGGCGUGGGUGGGUACCAAGCUAUGGAGGAGGCGCUCGAAAAUGCCACCGAGCUAGACUCGCAGCAGAUAGCCGUCUUGCUGCACUCCACUGACGCAUGGAUAGAGCUGAAGCGCCAGCUGCUGACCGUCAGCAAGCUGUUGCUCAGGCUGGAGCUGCUGGGACAAGAGCAGGAGCUCCGGUGCCUGAAAGACUCUGGGUCCCUGCUGGCGCAGCUGGCGCAGAGGCUGGGGGCCGACGCGGCUGCGGCGAUGGUUAUGGACGAAUACACAAGCGUCGCGAUGCAUGCUCAGAACCAUGCGAUGCGCCUGGACACCGCGCACAGGCUGACGGACCGGCCAAAGGACGCCGUGCUGCCCUGGGCUACAAAGGUGCAGGCCCUGUUUGGCAGUCUGCUGGGCGACGGCAGCCUGCUGCGCAUCAUGGCUCUGGCCAGCGCCGGCAUGAGGCAGCUGGCGACAGAGUUCGAAAAGGCCGUGCUCCAGAUGCAAGUAGCGGCCUGCGCGUGCAGCCAGCUGCGCCAGGCGUGCACUGUGCACCUGCUUGCGCCGUUUGAGGAGAUUGCCGUGCAGCAGGUGCUGGCGGCGCGGUGGGAGAGGGCGGCGGCGGCAGAUCCCGCCUUGAAGGGUGGUAUCAGCCCCGAGGAGGCUGCUGCAGCCGAGCGCGCUGCUGCGGCGGCGGCGGACGCACUGCUGGCAGAGGAAAGCAAGGAGGAGGAGAAGAGCCGCAAGCGGCAGCAGCAGAAGGAAGAGAAGCGGCGGGCCGCCGAGCAGAAGCGGCGGCAGCAGCAGGAGGAGGAGGAGGAGGCGCGACGCCGGCAGCAGCAGCAGCGGCAGCAGGAGGAGGAGGCGGCGGCGGCGGCGCGGCAGAGGGAGCUAGAGGAGGAAGCGCAGCGGCACCGGCAGGCUAAAGAGCAGGCUGCGGCGGCGGCAAGGGCUGCCGCGGAGGAGGAUGCCAAGGGCCAGGAGGCAGCAAGGCCACCCAGCAAGCAGGCGAGCAGCAGCCCGGGAGAGGCCGGCACUGGGACCAAGCAGGCAGAGCAGCAGCCGCGGAAGCAGAAGCAGCAGCAGGCGCAGGCGCAGCAGGCGCAGCAGGCGCAGCCGGCGCACCAGGAGCACCAGGAGCAGCAGCAACAGAAGCACUCUCCACCGCAGCAGCAGCAGAAGGCACAGCACAAGCAGCAGAAGCAGCAGAAGCAGCCCGAGCACCACCAGCAGCCGGAGGCGCAGCCUCCCAGGUUUGCGCAGGCGCCCGGCAAGGCGCAGCAGCAGCGGGCCUCGCCACAAGGCCAGCCGCAGACCGCCCAGCCGCUGCCGCAUCAGGGCGACAGCAGCGGCGGCCUGGACGGCCGCGGCGGCAGGAGGACACCCACCGCUCCCCCUGCAGAGAGAACCCGCAUUCUGACCGUCCCCCGCCGGCCCGCCACGCCGCCAGACCAGCAGCACGGCGCGGCAGAGAAGCACGGCGCAGCAGAGAAGGCAGAGGCGGCAGCCGCAGCGCCCGCGGCAGCCGGCGGCUGGGCGUGGGCCGCGGCGCAGCCGCCGGCAGCGGCGGCGGCGGCCGAGCCGGCGGCGGCUGCCUCGUGGCCCGCGCCCGCAGCCCUGGAGCCGCCCGCAGCGCCGGCGCCCGAUGCGGGCGCUCUGCUGUGGCCCACCCUCUGCCAGCCUCUCCCGCCAGCGGCGCCGCCAGCCGUGCCGGCGCCUGCCGCCAGCCUCGCAGAGCCUGCAGCGCCUCGCCUGUCCAACGGCUGGGCCGACCCCGCCGCCGCCGCCAGGAUUGCGCAGGAGGCGGUCGUCAGGCUGUACAGCCCCGCCCAGGACGCGCCGCCGGCGCCCCAGGCGCCCCCGGCCUAUCCCACGCCCCCACAGCAGACGGCAGCGGCCGCCGCAGCGGCGGCGCCCGCGCCGGCGGCGCCGGAGCGCGCGCCCGAGCCAGCAGCGGCCGUGCCGGCGGCCACCCCCACGCCGCCGGCGGCGGCGUGGGCAGCAGGCCCCCCGGCCAGCUCCUGGGCAGCGCUGGCAGCCAAGCCAGCGACCCCCGCUGCGGCCAAGCCUGCACCGGCAGCGCCCGCGCCUGCGGCGGCAGCAGGGGAGUGGGGCGCGUCGGACUGGGGCGCGGCCGACUGGGGCGCCAGCUGGCAGGGCAGCCCCGAGCCGACCCCUUCCGAGGCGGCUGCGGCCGCGGCCGCGCCGCUGGCCGUGCUGCCCGCUGGCGGCGGCCCCGCCGCCCCCCCACCGCUCAAGUUUCUGGCGGGCGCUCGUCCCGGGCAGGCGGAGGUGGUCGGCCUGGGCGCUCCGGGGCCUGCGAACGAAGCCGGGGGAAUCAACUGCUUCCUCAACGUGCUGGCCUGGCCCCCGGAAGUCUACCUGUCCGAUGCCGUGCUGCAGGCCUUUGUGGGGCUGUUCCGAGAGCUCACAGAACUGGAUGACCACCGGCAGGCGCUGGCGCUGGCGGCCGCGGAGGGCGGCGACCCCGCGCCGCCCGCCCCCGAGCAGCAGCAGCAGCAGCAGCAGCAGCAGCAGCAGCAGCGGGCGGUGAUCGACCCCACGCCGCUGCGGGAGGCCAUCAACGCGCUGCCGGGGCAGGAGUUCAAGAUAGGCGAGAUGAGCGAUGCCGGCGAGCUGCUGCUGGUGCUGUACGAACACAUGCGGGAGGCGGCGCCCGGCGCGGCCGGCGCCAGCGUGGACGUCGCCUUUGGGCUGCGGGUGGGCGAGGGCGUGCGGUGCGGCGCGUGCGGCAAGGAAACCCAGUCAGCUCACUACACGCAGUACUUCUUCAACUCCUUUGCUGCCGCGCUGCGCGGCAGCCUGCGCACAGGCAGCGACCCCGGCUUUGGCGCCCGCCUGCGCAGCAUAGAGGAUGAGCACCAGAAGAGCUGCGACACAGACCUGGGCGGCUGCGGCACGCUGCAUCCCGUGAGGCAGGAGCUGCUGGGAGGCCCGCCCCGCGUUUUCACGCUGCAGCUGGUGUGGGAGUCGCACAGCGAGGAGCCUGGGGCCAUCGGCGGCGCGCUGCGGGCGGUGGGAGAGCAGAUCGACCUGGGCCAGCUGUACGCGGGGGUACCGCCCGGCACCAUGUACCGCCUGCGCGCCAUGGUCUGCUACUACGGCCGCCACUACUCCGCCUUUGUGCACCUGCCGGAGCUGGCCCGCUGGGUCAUGUUCGACGACUCCUCGGCAUCGUCUGUCGGCGCCUGGGCUGAGGUGCGACGGCGCUGCGAGACCGGCCGCGUGCAGCCGUCGGUGCUGUUUUACGAGGCCGCCGCCUGA
Messenger RNA from Chlorella variabilis, 5673 nucleotides. RefSeq lists its product as hypothetical. Gene Ontology annotation, molecular function: cysteine-type deubiquitinase activity. NCBI's taxonomy places the organism in Eukaryota, Viridiplantae, Chlorophyta, Trebouxiophyceae, Chlorellales, Chlorellaceae. Bases 1 to 5673 code for a protein of 1890 amino acids. The record is from RefSeq and is a predicted model, not a curated record. Gene Ontology annotation, biological process: protein deubiquitination. The transcript is spliced from 28 exons.